AUGAUUAGUUCCAAAAAACUCAUCAAGAUGGCAAGGAAGUGGCAAAGACUGGCAGCCCUCGGAAGAAAACGGAUUACAAUAUCAAGAGAGAAUGAGGAAGCUGGUACUACCUGUAGUCAUUCUUCUAAUUCUUUGGCUGAGAAAGGUCAUUUUGUUGUGUAUACAGCUGAUAAGAAGCGAUAUUCCUUCCCCAUAAUUUAUCUCAACAAUUACAUAUUGAGAGAGCUACUCAUAAUGUCAGAAGAAGAGUUUGGACUGCCAAGUGACGGACCAAUCACAUUGCCUUGUGAUGCCGUAUUUAUGGAUUAUGCGAUUUUCUUAAUCCAGAAGAAGGCAACAACCAAAAAUGUUGAGGAAGCUUUGCUUAUAUCCAUGGCUGCUGAUAGAUAUUCGUCAUCUUACAAUUUCCAUCCACUUGAGACGAAAGAAAGUUUGUUAUUAUGCAGUUGCUGA
Fraxinus pennsylvanica is the source of this 453-nucleotide messenger RNA. Lineage: Eukaryota; Viridiplantae; Streptophyta; Magnoliopsida; Lamiales; Oleaceae. The record is from the annotation of a GenBank genome assembly.